CGGUCUGUAACGUGUGAUAGCUGAUUAAAAAUCUAGCUCAUGAUGAGUGAUGCUGAAUUCGAAGGAGACAGUGACCAAGAAGUCUCAGAAAAUCAUUCAAAACUACUUGAAGCUGUCACAGAACUUGAUAAAGGCAAACGCGUGAAAAAACCUGAAAGGAAUGAGCCGAGUCUUGAAGUGUCAGAAUUUCACUUGGUCAAAAGCGGCAUUCGAGAUGGCAAUGCAGUACAUCUUCGAGAACUUGCUAAAACUUUGGGGCAGCGUGCAACCCAUGCAGAAAUUGCUGCUAAGCUCCGAGCUACACAGAAGAAAUCUACGACUCUUCCCAAGCCAUUGGAAAAACCUGCAGCUGCUAGAAUCAAGAGAGCGGUUGGAUUUGAGAACAUCAAAAAAGAUCUAGGGAAAUGGGAUGCUAUUGUGUCAAAGAAUCGGACUGCAGAACAACUGCAUUUCCCAUUGAAACAAACCGACAUGAAGCUCGAGACCUCCAACGAAUUUCUGAAAAGGUUCAAAGUACAAUCAGAACUAGAAAUAGCAUUGGCUGCUCUUGAACCAAUCAAAGAAAAUAAGAAGGAGGAACAAGAAAAUGAGGUACCUCUGAGCUUGGAGCAAAUUAUUGAGCGAAGAAAAGAAGCAGCCCGGUUUAGAGCCCAGCAGUCCUAUAGAGAAGCAAAAGCAUAUCGGCAGAACAAAAUAAAAAGUAAAAAAUUCCAUCGAAUUGAGAGGAAGCAAAAAAUGAAGCAACAACUGAAAGAGUUUGAAGAACUUCAGAAAACUGAUCCCGAAGCUGCACUAGCCAAACUUGAAUUGUUGGAGAAAUCUAGAGCGGAAGAACGCAUGUCUUUGAGGCACAAAAGCACUGGUCAAUGGGCUAAAAACAAACAGAUCAGAGCAAAGUAUGACAAAGAGAGUCGGCAAGUUCUUGCACAACAGCUUUCAAUCAGUAGAGAGUUGACACAGAAGAUUAAAAACAAUGAUAAUGAUGACAAUGACGAUGACGACGAUGAUGAUGAUAAGGGGGAAAACAAGAGCGAUAAGAUCGUGGAGCCUUUGUCUGUAUGGGAUAAGGAGAACCCUUGGAUAAACAAUACUAAAGGUCCUUCAGAGAUUGAUGAGUUUAUCAGCGGCUAUAGGAAAUACUGGGAUGCAAAAAAUAUGCAAGAAAAAUCAAAGCUAUCCAAAGAAAGUCCUCCAGAAAAUGGGCAAUUAGAAAAAGAGCAGAAAAUUGCAGAGACAUUUUUCGUACCGCAAAUGACAGAUCCACCUACAACUUUGAAUCCUGUCGAAGAAGUUAUUGUUGAACAUCCAGAGCUAAUGUUUGAUGUAGAUGAUGAAGGUUUCUCGGAAGACGGAUCCAAUGAUGAUAAUAGAGCCAAAGGAAAAUUAGCUGGUAAAUUACGUGGUCAAGUAAAGGAAUAUCAAAAAAUUGAUCAGAAACUAAAGCAGCUGGAUAACGAAGAGACAAACAAUAAAAAUCAGCUGACGAAAAAAAAGGUUACCAAGGCAGCAGGUACUUCCACAUGGCUGAUAACCCCGUUAGAAGAUUGUGAGGCAUUACAAAACAAAACCACCAAUAAAAAGAAUGAAGAUAUUGACGAUAUAUUCGACACAAUAACUGAUAAGAUGAGCGCAAAGUUCCGCACAAAGUUAAAGAAUUUGAAAACGGACGUGAGUCAAAUAACGAAAAGGAAAACCGUAGCGGAACGUGUAAAAAAUUCUAGUACAGAAUAUGUGCCAGAUCUUAGUUUCAAAAAUCCGAAGCAACGACCAAUUAUUGAUGAGGAAAUGUCGGAAUCGACCAAGCAGAAUCAAUCACAUUUAAAUAACGAAAUGGAUAAGCUCAGGAAAUUAGCCAAUACUGCCACUGAUCUCGGAACUAGACCUAAAGAGGUGGAGAAUGAGAUCGAUCCGCAGAAAUUUAUAAAUAUGAAGCCAAAACAUCUGAAAUCCCAAGUGCCAGAUAUAGUUACAGGAGGCGACGAGGGGCUUGAUAACAGCGAAGAAGAAGAAGAACAAGAUGAAGAGGUGAGGCGGGAUUUAAUCAGCGAAGCUUUUGCUGACGAUGACGUGGUCGAUGAAUUCAGACAAGAGAAAGAGGAACAGAUAAAAAAAUCGCGCCCAGAAGAUUUGGACUUGAGUUUACCAGGCUGGGGUUCAUGGGUUGGCAAAAAUAUUACGGUAUCUUCAAGGAAAAAGCGGAGGUUCAUACUAAAAUUUCCGAAGGAUGCUCCUCGCAAAGAUAAGAAUAAGGGGGACGUUAUUAUCAUUGAGGAAAAGAAUCAAAAGAUAAAAGAACAUCAAGUGAACGAGUUACCUUUCCCCUUUAACAGUGUGAAAGACUUUGAAGCUAGCGUUCGGGCACCCAUAGGCAGGACAUUUGUGCCAGAGAAUGCUCAUCGUAGAUUGAUUCAACCUGCAGUCAAAACUAAACUCGGCAAGAUCAUCGAACCCAUGGACCAGAACUCCUUAGUGGAUACCAAAAACAUGAAAAAUGAUCUAAAACGAAAGAGAGUUUUUGCUAGUAAGAGGGAUAAGGGAGCAAAAAAAAAAUCAACUUAAUCAAUAUCAAUUUCCAUCAUUCUCUCACGUUCCGCAUACAUAUUUGUUACCCUAUAACCGUUGAAUAAUAAAUAUUGUACCUAUC
Athalia rosae (coleseed sawfly) is the source of this 2644-nucleotide messenger RNA. Its product is annotated as U3 small nucleolar RNA-associated protein 14 homolog B. The transcript has 7 exons. The coding region runs from base 40 to 2559 and encodes 839 amino acids. Lineage: Eukaryota; Metazoa; Arthropoda; Insecta; Hymenoptera; Athaliidae. Gene Ontology annotation, biological process: rRNA processing. The record is from RefSeq and is a predicted model, not a curated record. Gene Ontology annotation, cellular component: nucleolus; small-subunit processome.